AUGGCGCCGAAAGAGCGGAGGGCUCUUCAUUCAAAUUCGUUAGCGCCAGCCCCGCCGCCCCGGGGCAUGCCGGGAACGGGGGGGGGCGCGCGGGGGCUGAGGCGGCAGCGCCGCACGGACACGGCGCUCGCUGUCAAUGCCGCCCCUCCCCCCCCGGCUCCCGCCGCCCGCGCGCGCGCUCCACGCCCUCCCCGCUCACCGCGCGCUCCCGACCCAACCGCCGCUAAUGGGGAAAGGGGGGGCGGGGGGGGAAGAGAGGGAAGGAGGGAGAGAGAGAGAGGGAAAUGUCACCCGGAGCCCGGGCCCGCGGGGGAGAGGUGGCGCGUUAGAGAUGUGUGUGGGAGAGAGGGAGCGAGAGAGAGGGAGAGAGAGGGGGAGCGAGACCUCCGCUGGCCCCGCGAACUUGUCAAGCAGAAGAGUGACCAAGUGGUCUUCUCCACAGCAGCCAUGAACUUCAACCUUGAACUGAAGAAGACUCAUCAAAUGGAAAGACAGUAUGGAGCUGGAAGAGAAGCAGAGAUCUUCAUGAUGGGCAGUCAUGAUUUUGUUUGCCCAGUUGAAAACCAUCAACCUGGCAGCAAGGAACAAAAGCUUGUGAUACUCUUUUCAAUUUUCUGGUAAUUUUCUUUUUUUUUUUUUUUUUAA
Molecule: messenger RNA, 645 nt
Organism: Lonchura striata (white-rumped munia)
Lineage: Eukaryota; Metazoa; Chordata; Aves; Passeriformes; Estrildidae
Source: RefSeq, a predicted model, not a curated record